AUGGCUAAAUGCACCAAGAAAAUUGGGAUCGUUGGGAAAUAUGGGACCCGCUAUGGUACCUCCCUCCAGAAGAUGGUGAAAAAGAUUGUAAUCAGCCAGCACACCAAGUGUACUUGCUCCUUCUGUGGCAAGACCAGGGUGAAGAGAUUUGGAAGGGGUUACUUUAGCUUAUGGUUUCAAAAGUUUCCAACUGUCAUGGCAUACGGUUCUUUCCAGUUAGAGGCUACUGCAAAGAACGCCCUGAGCGUUCUCGUUCCGGUCCAUGGGAGCACUGGAGCACGUGAUUCCCCAAGGGCUCAGAGGGAACUGGUUUCACCUUCUGAGUCUUUAGCGGACAGUCCUUCAACCGUGAGAGGAAAUGUGGAGAUUGCUCCUUAA
Psammomys obesus (fat sand rat) is the source of this 378-nucleotide messenger RNA. Its product is annotated as 60S ribosomal protein L37a-like. Lineage: Eukaryota; Metazoa; Chordata; Mammalia; Rodentia; Muridae. Gene Ontology annotation, biological process: translation. The record is from RefSeq and is a predicted model, not a curated record. The transcript has 3 exons. Gene Ontology annotation, cellular component: ribosome. The coding region runs from base 1 to 378 and encodes 125 amino acids. Gene Ontology annotation, molecular function: structural constituent of ribosome.